This is a messenger RNA of Aspergillus bombycis, 789 nucleotides long. Its product is annotated as putative HAD superfamily hydrolase. Gene Ontology annotation, molecular function: phosphatase activity. NCBI's taxonomy places the organism in Eukaryota, Fungi, Ascomycota, Eurotiomycetes, Eurotiales, Aspergillaceae. The coding region runs from base 1 to 789 and encodes 262 amino acids. The record is from RefSeq and is a predicted model, not a curated record. The transcript has a single exon.
AUGGAUGGGCUUCUCAUCAACUCCGAAGACAUAAUAACUUUAUCCACAAAUCAACUUCUCGAGAAAUAUGAGAGGCCUCCCUUUGACCAGUCGAUUCGAGCCCAGCUCAUGGGUAUCCCAGACUCGACAAACGGCGACACGUUCCACAAUUGGGCCAAUUUGCCUAUCUCCCGCAAAGAAUUCGCUCGUGAGUCGGCUGAAAACAUGCGACGACAUUUUCCGACAUGCAAGCCGCUUCCUGGGGCGGAGAAGAUUCUGUCGACCCUCAGCCAGGCACGCAGUGCUUCUUCGGGGAGCAGAAUCGGGCUGGCAUUAGCAUCCAGUACCAAAAGCCGCAGCUACGAACUGAAGACCUCAAGGCUGGAAACGAAACGCUUGCUUGACUACUUCCGGCCUGACAGGCGGGUCCUGGGUGAUGAUCCGCGGGUGCGGCAGGGGCGAGGAAAGCCAGCACCAGAUAUAUAUUUCGUGGCGCUGCAAUCAUUGAAUUUGACGGCAGCGGCCUGUGGCGCAAAGCCCAUCUUGCCCCAUGAAUGUUUAGUGUUCGAAGACAGCGUGAUCGGAGUGGAGGCCGGAAGACGAGCUGGGAUGAGAGUUAUUUGGGUACCGCAUCCAGAUGUUGCGGUCGAGUACCAAGCAAGGCAUAAAGAAGUCCUGGCUGGGAGGAUUGGCAUAAUCGAGAUCGGAGACGAGUGGCAACUCGGGGAGCUGGAUGACGGCUGGGCCGAAAGUAUACCGAGUUUGGAGCACUUCGAUUAUGAGAAGUACGGCAUUGAGAUACCACCGUGA